AUGGUGACGAUGAAUUCUUCGGAAAAGGCGGCGUCGAAGGCCUGUCAACAAGGGCCAUCCAGAGACAACUCGAAAUGUAUAAAAGAAGAGAAAGAGAAGGAUCGCGACAAGAAGGACAACUCCUCUCUGCCUCCAGGAGUACAAGCGCUGAUGUCCACCAUACCAUCGCCGGAGGAGUCUCCGAACUAUCUGGUGUACAAGAAGAUGGAAGCCAUAAUCGAGAAGAUGCAAGAUGAGAAUACAGGCGUCCCUGUGAAGACGGUGAAGAGCUUCAUGACCAAGAUACCUUCGGUGUUCACCGGCACAGACCUAGUAGCCUGGCUAGCUCGCCAUCUCAACCUGGAUGAAACCUGGGAAGCGUUACACGUAGCCCAUCUGUUAGCGGCCCACGGAUACCUGUUCCCUAUUGAUGAUCACUGCCUCACCGUUAAAAAUGAUAAUACUUAUUAUAGGUUCCAGACUCCAUACUUCUGGCCAUCCAACCAAUGGGAACCGGAGAAUACUGACUACGCUGUAUACCUCUGCAAGCGAACAAUGCAGAACAAAGCUCGGCUAGAGCUGGCUGACUACGAGGCGGAGUCACUGGCGCGGCUACAGAAGAUGUUCAGCAGGAAGUGGGAGUUCAUAUUCAUGCAGGCGGAGGCGCAGAGCAAGGUGGACAAAAAGAGAGACAAGCUGGAGAGAAAAGUGCUGGACAGUCAGGAGCGAGCCUUCUGGGAUGUACACCGACCGAUGCCCGGCUGUGUCAACACAACAGAGAUAGAUCCGAAGAAACUGUCCCGCAUCAACGCGCUCAAAGCAAAACGUCUGCGGCAAUGCCAGGAAUUGAUAUUACAGCACAAUCUCAAGAAUAACCCGAUAGUGACGAUAACAAAUCCUCAGGAGAGCGAAGAAGAAAUUCAGAAGAAAAAUGAUAAUGUUAUCAAGGAGAAUGGCGAGACCUCCCAGCCGCAGAUCUCAGUGCCCCACGUGCCGGAAGUGUCCAUAAAGCCGGCCACCAUAGAGCAGCAGAUAGAGGCGGCGCGGCGCCAGGUGUCCAUGCUACGCACGAGACUCGAACGCAGGAACGUGCGCGUCAGUAAAGUCGCUGAUAUGUUCAUAGCCUACUGCGAGCAAUAUGCGGAGUAUGACGCGUUCCUAACUCCGCCUGAGUGGCCCAACCCGUGGGUCAGCGACACCACUGAUAUGUGGGAUCAGGAGAAACAGUGCAAAGAGCCACUGCCGCUCCGGCGCGUCCGUCGCUGGUCGUUCUCUCUCCGCGAGCUGCUACAAGACAACGCCGGCAAGGAGCACUUCGCCAAGUUCCUGUCCAAAGAGUUCAGUGGGGAGAACUUGAAGUUCUGGCUAGCGGUGCAGGAAUUGAAGGCGCUCCCCAUCCGUCGCGUGGCGGCGCGAGCCAAGGACAUAUGGAAGGAAUACCUCGCUGCUGAUGCCCCGUCACCUAUUAAUAUCGAUGCUGCUAGCAGGGAACUUACUCGACAGAAAGUGGAGUCGGGUACCGCCGACCGAUAUUGCUUCGAUCAAGCUCAGGCGCACGUGUAUCACCUGAUGAAGUCGGACAGCUACUCGAGGUACUUAAGAUCUGAAAUGUACAAGGACUAUCUCAACGGAUCCAAGAAAAAGACAUCAGUAAAAGGCAUUCGCUCCAUAGUAUCGUUCACGGCGCGCAAGGAGACGUCGGCGAACUGA
This is a messenger RNA of Spodoptera littoralis (African cotton leafworm), 1689 nucleotides long. The record is from the annotation of a GenBank genome assembly. NCBI's taxonomy places the organism in Eukaryota, Metazoa, Arthropoda, Insecta, Lepidoptera, Noctuidae.